CAACUGUCGGUUCGAGCGAGAAAGGUCUCAACGGGCAACCUCGAUGGCACUCUCGAUCGCAGCGCAGAUUGAGCAGCGGAUAGCAGCGCUCUUGCCACCGCCGCCACCAGCCUUCGCAACACGUCCGCGACUCGACGCGCCCGAGAAGCCAUUGACAGUCCUUUGGCAACAACGCUGCUACGCCCUCCGCCAGCGCCAGCGCUACCAGAUGCACCGCGUUCUUCAGCACAAGCACCUGCGCCGGCGCCGGCCCAGUCCGCCGACCGAAUGCGCCAUCUGCCUCGAGAUGAUGCAGCCCGAGCGCGAGAUGCUGCGCACGCUGCCGUGCGGCCACGCAUACCACCGCGCGUGCAUUGACUCGUGGGCCAAGCGGCAGAAGACGUGCCCGUGCGACCGCCUGCCCUUUGGCCGUCUCUUUUAGCCCGUCCGUCGACGCCUUUUUGCAUGCUCACCAAUACUGUAUUUCUGCAUAUGCUUUGAACAUUGGUGACGUCAUGGCAGCAGGCUAUCCUAGCUGGUCGUCCUUGG
Molecule: messenger RNA, 528 nt
Organism: Saprolegnia diclina VS20
Lineage: Eukaryota; Oomycota; Saprolegniomycetes; Saprolegniales; Saprolegniaceae
Exons: 1
Coding region: 44-421 (125 amino acids)
Biological process (GO): ubiquitin-dependent protein catabolic process
Cellular component (GO): cytoplasm
Molecular function (GO): ubiquitin protein ligase activity
Source: RefSeq, a predicted model, not a curated record